UUUUGCGUGAUGGACGCACUCUUGUCCGCCUGAGAACAGUGUUUUGGACCUGCCCCCAAGAACCACUUGCUAACGUGGGAGUAGGAGGGAAAGCUUGUCAGCAACACACAUGGCCUCUUGCUCGCUGCAGCUCAAAGCCCGCGUCUUGAUCCUGACCUUGCUUUACCUUCCUAAUCUUAAGUCUUGCCAUUUAUAGUUGUUUCCACCCAGAGCUUUCUUUGCUUCCUGUCACUAUUUUUUUCCUUAGCUUUUUUUGAUGUUUAUUUAACGUUAAUGUCCUUGUUUUCCAAUCAUUUCACAAACUUUUUUCCUUGGGUAUCUUUUUAAAUACAUUUAUUUUUGCCUCUUUCGUAUCUGUAAGAAUCGCUUCUUUGCCUGUUAGAGGAAUUUGAAGAACGACUUUUCGCAGGUUCUCCAGUGACUUGUUUUGUGUUCUCUCUGGAUGCGUAAUGUUUGAUCUUGCACUAGGCCACAAGGGUCCUCCUCCACCAGGGACCUGAUUUUAGUUGAGGUUCCAUUACCUUCUACCUGUGUGUCUUUGGGCAGGUGUCUUGAAUCUCGAAGUUUCUCAUCUCUAAAUUAGGUUGUGGUGGUUGUAAGUAUAAAAUAAUGUUUGUGAAAGCACUUGACCUUAAAAUAUGAAAAUACAGACUAGUUCUCUGAAAAUGCUGUAUGGCUUCUCACCUUCUUUCUGGGAUUAGGCUCUAGUCAUUUUGUCAUUUUAUACUUAAAUUGCAAAAUGCAGUGAGUUUUCUAGUGUGGCAAAGGCAAGCAGCUUUGAAAUUGAAACUUCCACCGAAGAGCAUUUAUCUAGGGUUCUAGAGACAGGGGCAUACAAACACCAGAGCUGUUUUAAAAGAUACCUUUUUGGGAAAAGGAUUUAUGUUUUAAAUAACAGUAUUGCACUACCCAAUACAAGAGUAUAUUUUGAUCUGUCUGUCUGUCUAUAUGACUGGUUGGUGACACUAAGCAGCUGAACCCCUAAGCUGUAACCAGGGUGAUGUGGAAAUAGUCCAUGCAGUGACAUCAUUGUGACGUGCAUGAAUUGUGAUAGUUCUAAGUCAUUUAUGGUUUGGUUGGUAACCAUAUCAAACUCUGGAGAUGUUAUAAUCUGAAGGCUUUAAACCUAGAAGGAGUUACUUCCCAAACAUUUCUGGGUUAAUACUUUAUUAUAGCGUGCAUUGAUAUAAAUGAGGAGAAGAAAACAUAGAUCCAGGUGUUUGGAUACUUAAAGAAGAAUCCUUCAAGACUGCUUUUGGCAUCAAAUGCAAUGGACCCCAGCAGUGAUUAUCAUUUCCUCAAUCAGAUUCUGUGGAGAAGAGUGAGGCUCACCUUGGUUUGUGGAGCCUUCGAGGGUGUGCUCCAGCACGUGGACCCUAACAGGAUCGUUGUCCUGAAGAAAGUGAAGAAUGUGGAGACAGGUCGAAGUGUCCCAGGAGUGAAGAUGUUCUUUGGGCAUGAGAUUGUGAAUGUGGAAUUACUGGAUGAAGUGGAACAAGGACCAGUGAGAGAAAAGGCACCUUCUGUCAGUCUGAAUAUGGAAAGAACAAGUGUGGAUAAAAUGCAAGAUGAAGACCCAAGUGUGUGUGAGCCUGCCUCUCCUGAUCCUGGAGCACCACCCAUCUCUCUGCUGAAUGAUCUGAAGUACAGUGCAUCAGAGGAAGAGGAGGUGACAUAUACAGUCAUUGAUCAGUUCCAGCAGAAGUUUGGUGCUGCAAUGCUUCACAUCAAGAAGCAGAGUGUCCUGAGUGUGGCGGUGGAAGGAGCUAAUGUCUGUCGUCAUGGGAAACUGUGCUGGCUUCAGGUGGCCUCAAAUAGCCGAGUUUACUUAUUUGACAUUUUCCUUUUGGGACGUCGUGCUUUCAACAAUGGCCUUCAGAUGAUAUUGGAAGACAAGAGAAUUUUAAAGGUCAUCCAUGACUGCCGUUGGCUUUCAGACUGCCUCUCUCAUCAGUAUGGAAUUAUGCUGAACAAUGUCUUUGACACUCAGGUAGCAGAUGUCCUUCAAUUUUCCAUGGAAACAGGUGGCUUUCUUCCAAACUGCAUCAGUACUUUGCAAGAGAGUUUAAUCAGGCACCUUAAGGUAGCCCCUAAGCAUCUCUCCUUUCUAGAAGAGAGACAAAAAUUGAUUCAGGAAAACCCGGACGUGUGGUUCACACGCCCUCUUUCACCCUCUUUGCUGAAAAUUUUGGCCCUGGAAGCCACCUACCUGCUGCCCCUUCGCUUGGUGCUGCUGGAUGAGAUGAUGUUGGACCUAACAACCCUGGUGGACGGGUACCUCAACACCUACCGCGAAGGCUCCGCAGACCGGCUCGGAGGCACAGAGCCCACCUGUAUGGAGCUGCCACAGGAGCUGCUUCAGCUCAAGGACUUUCAGAAGCAGCGCAGAGAGAAAGCUGCAAAAGAAUACAGCGUGAACGCCCAGGGACUCCUGAUAAGGAGCGUGCUGCAUCCAAAGAAGUCAGUGACAGAAACAGCAGGGAAGGAAGGAAAAGUCCGAGGGUUCUUACUUUGUAAAAAUUCUAGGGUGGAUCAAGCUCCAGAUUUUACAUCCCGUGAAUCUCGUCAAGGCGAGAAGUUUCUGAAAGUGGAGAUGAUGAAUAAAGAAACCACAACAAGACAUCCACAGCCGCCUUCUCUAGAGCAAGGAGAAGCCCGAGACGGGUCCAGCACUGAGGCCGUGGGGUCAGAGAACCCGAGAGUAGCUCAAAACAACCAGCUUGUGAUGUGCAAGCAGGACUUUCAGGCGAGUUCUUUGAAAGAGGAGAUAGAACAGUUACUGACGAUGGAAAGCAAGGAAGGCUUACAAUGCACAAAGCAAGGUGUUUCAGUGUCUUCAGGGGACACCUCCCAUCCUUCCAGAAAAUCUGCCCUUCCCACACUCCCUCCCUGUCCUGCCUUGGAGAAGACUGACUCCUGGAUAAACCUGUCCCCAGGUCUGGCCUAGAGAUUUGCCCUUUGUUGUCAAGGCCGCAAGGCGGCUCACGUCCCGGCCUCCAGGGCCUCCCUCUGUGCUUAAGUUUGGUUACGCCUCAGUCACAGGCUCUGGGGGAAGUUGUAUCCUCCUGCUAGCCCCGACAUUCCUGGUAUUGGGAUUAGGAUGGGAACGGAUAAGUUAAAUAACAGAGGAAGUACGGUUUCUGAUUAUGUCAUUGUGAGGAAAUGUUUCCAGUGGCCGGGAUGAAUUAUUUCUAAGAAACUGGUUUUACAGGACUUGACGAAGGGGGGGGAAAAUCUUAGGCUUAGUAUUAAGAAAAAUCUAUAAUUUAAACGUUUUGUUCUGUUACUUUUAGGAUGAUUUGAAAGGGGAUCAUUAAAAUUGAGCCAUAAAUUUAAAAAAAAAUUGGUCCUUGACAACCGAACCAGAGCUCCUUUCCUUUGGGAAAGCAUAGGCUUUAUGCUUGAAUUGUGAAUGUUUUAGUGUCUGAUGUCACAGACAGUAAGAAUCAACAUCUCCGUGUUCAUUUCUUCUUGUUUGAGUUACUUUGAGGUUUUCUCUGUUUUCUUGCCAGCACAGGGGCCCUGGGCUGCUUUGGGAGUCUGUCUACUUCUCUGCCAUGUAAACUUGAACUCUGUCUCGGUUGUAUUUGACUGUGGCUGGGGUGCUCUCUUGGCAAAAGGAAGGCAGCUGUGCAGAACCCUUUUUUGUUCAAGUCACUCAGUUUUUGUGUGUGUAACAUAACCAAUAAACCUGUUUUGGCAUUA
Messenger RNA from Oryctolagus cuniculus (rabbit), 3705 nucleotides. Lineage: Eukaryota; Metazoa; Chordata; Mammalia; Lagomorpha; Leporidae. The record is from RefSeq and is a predicted model, not a curated record.